Fonsecaea multimorphosa CBS 102226 is the source of this 5838-nucleotide messenger RNA. RefSeq lists its product as uncharacterized. Gene Ontology annotation, biological process: protein ubiquitination. Gene Ontology annotation, cellular component: CCR4-NOT complex. The coding region runs from base 1 to 5838 and encodes 1945 amino acids. Gene Ontology annotation, molecular function: ubiquitin-protein transferase activity; metal ion binding; nucleic acid binding. Lineage: Eukaryota; Fungi; Ascomycota; Eurotiomycetes; Chaetothyriales; Herpotrichiellaceae. The transcript has 5 exons. The record is from RefSeq and is a predicted model, not a curated record.
AUGAGUAGGUCGCAGGAUACCGUCAUCGAUGAUGACGAGGAGACUUGCCCUCUCUGCAUCGAAGAGUUUGACCUAUCCGACAAGAACUUCAGGCCGUGUCCAUGUGGCUACCAGAUUUGUCAGUUCUGCUUCAACAGUCUUAAGACAACUUACGAAAAGAGUACCUGUCCGAAUUGUCGAAGACCCUACGAUGAGAAGACCAUUCAGUACAAAAUCCCGACAGCUGAAGAAUUCAAACUCGAUCAGCUGAAUAAAAAUAAAAAGCAAGCCGCAGCCAAACGAAAGGAGACGGAGAAACGUGAGGUGGAGAAUUCCUCUCGUCGCAAUCUCGCUGGUGUGCGUGUCAAGCAACAGAAUCUUGUCUACGUUAUCGGCCUCAUUCCGCAGAUCAAAGAUGAACAAGCGCUGCUCCAGACUCUACGCGGUCCAGAAUAUUUCGGUCAGUACGGCGAAAUAGAGAAGAUCGUAGUCAGCAAAGCCAAACCAGGAGCUGCAAACCAGGGGAUUGGUGUCUACGUGACGUAUGCUCGCAAAGAGGACGCUGCUCUCUGCAUCAACACUGUUGAUGGUUCUCUCAACGGCGAUCGCGUUCUCAGAGCCCAAUUUGGCACCACCAAGUACUGCUCGGCCUAUUUGCGAGGGGAAACAUGCACCAACAAAAACUGCAGCUUCCUCCAUGAGACUGGUGAAGAUGGUCAGCAUAGCUCAUUGCAAAACGAACCCCAUGGGGCCAGACUACCUAUUCGACCUGCUGUGUCGGCCCAGAAUUCUUCAAUGAACCCUCCACCUCGACCUCUGUCAGCCGCCCAGAACGCAAGCACUCAACCAAUGGCAAGGCAAGGUAGCAAGGAAAAUGACAACAGCAGGAAGAACUCGCAGGAUGGUUCGGCUCUGCCCUCCACUGCCAGCUGGGCGACUGCAAAUGCUUCUAUCGCACGAACGAGGCGAGCGAGCCAAACCAAUAGCAGGGCUACUCCUAGUCCCCAGGCCAUUCAUGCUUCACUUGCUGCUCAGAAGCCGGAUGAGCCCAAAGCCAAGGAACCUCUUGUCGGUCAGCCAUCUACCUCGACCGCUCCGAGUCCUCCAAAGACGGCACCUAGACCAGACCAAACAGUCCCCAAACCAAAGCCCAAGCCACUGGACCCGAUACAGCAACAAUACGAGGAGGUUCUACGAUGUGUAUCUCGGAAUUACCGGUUUGUCUACGACGACUCGUGUCUCAGUCCAGAGGCUCGCGCCGCGGUGGAUGACAUGCCCUGUUUCAUCGACCCUUAUGGCGGUGCCAAACGCCGCGCCAUGCGUGAGAAAGAGGAAGCCGAGCGGGCAAAGUUAGAGGCCGAAGCAAAAGCCAAACUCGAGGCCCAAGCCACAUCUGCGGCGGAAGAAACACUGGACGAGGACAAUGUUGUUGCUGGUAGCCUCGCUUUAGGUGGGGAGCCAGAGGAUGAUCCGAGAGGUUCUUCAGCACGUGGAGCAAUCGGACGCCCGCACCAGUCUUUGACCCAGACUUUGACCGACCAAUUCUCCUCAAUGGUUAUGAAUAGUCGCAGCCUGACACCUCAACAGCGACAACAACUGGCCCUGCUCAACACCGGCAACUUACCACAAGCGCCAGGUCUCGGUCAACCGAGCUCUCAGAACAUCGCUUUCGAGAUGUCAGACUUUGACAGAAGAGGACCACAGUACAGCCAAGCCCAGUACGAACAGAUCAGCAGUCAUCAACGCCACGGUUCCAGAUACUUCAAUAAUGAUACCAAAACUACCACCAGCAAUCGCUUUCAAGGGCAACAGCAGAGCUUCUAUUCCAGCGGGGUUCAAGGACCACCUCCCGGCUUGCCAACAGCCGGGACGCCUCCGGUCAGCGGUGGCGGCAUGUUCGCUCAUGGCCAAAAUUUCACCAACCCUGGUUUUGGAACUUCCAAAGAUAUCAACGCUGAAGUCUAUUCGAGGAAUCGCAGUGGAACAAAUCAAGGUCAUGAUCUGUCUAAGCGUGAGUUGCUCCUUUCCUUACAAAAUAACCCCCUUCGGUCACCCCCAUUGUCAGCCCCUGCCCCUGGCGUCCUCAACCCGCUCUACGCUCAAUAUCAGACAUACCAAGAUCCCGGGCUUGUCAAGCAAAGGAAAAAGGGCAAGAAGCACAGACACGCUAACACUUCCUCUUCAGGAGGUGGUGUAGAGCAUCUUGCAGACCCGAGCAUCGCAUCAGCGAGAGUCCACCAGAGCAAUACGACAGGGCAGGGGCUGUUUGGGGGUAAUCAAGUGGAUGAGACGAACUUCCCGCCUUUGCCAACCCGGUCAGAUACACAGCCUCCACCCUUACAUUCUCGUGUCUCGUCCUUCCAGAGUCAUUAUAGCUCGGGUCUUCGGUCAUCAACGCCGAAAAUUCCGCCAGGUUUUGAGCUCAGUCAUGGACAUCCUCCUUCUAUCAGGUCGGUGUCUCCUACCCAGCCUGCUCAGGCAGUCGGACAACGAGGCACAUCUAUCAGUUCUGUACCUAUCGCUCCAGCUGUGCCAAUCAUGCCCAUAGCGCGUCAUACAUCAACUCCAAAGCCAAAAGGUUCCGAUCCAUCGAAAGAAGACAGCAAGAUCAUGCCGGUCGACGAUGCUCCUACCUCGAGCAAAAAGCCUAGCAUUGGAGCUAAUGAAAUCAGUCUCGGCUCACCCAAACCAAAGUCAAGCCGCCAGAAGUCUGGGACUGAGAAGAAAGCAGAUGUAGCGAAUAAGGUUGAAGAGAAAAUUGAGAAGAAAGAUGACUCUCAGACUCUUGCGAAGGCUGAAGACAUCAAGGGCAAAGGGAAAGCCCCUGCACUGAGACCUGGGAAGAUAGAAUUACCUCAAGGUACCGUUUCGGAUGCACCUACUGAGUCGCCGCUCCCAGUCGUCAACACUAGUGGUUUGGACAAAUCUGCUACACCAAUUUUGGAUUCUGCCGUCGUUGGCACACCGGCGACAAUGAGCCCGCGACCAAUCACUCCUGUUACUACAACUCCGCCGGAAACAUCCAAGACGUCCAUGGCGCGACCGAGAACUCUGCGCGUGACGACCGGAAUGCCCACCAAAACGGUAGAUCAGACUCCAGCUUCUGCUACGACCGAAAAAUCAAGCGCUGUGCCUCCGGUUUCGGCUAUGAAGAAAGGCUCGAGGCGGCUAUCUCUCUCUUCGGCCCAGCUUAGUAGGCCUUCAACUCCAGCGAUGUCUGAGCGCCCUUCUCAUGAUGCUUCCCGUGCAAGCUCUCCUCCACCGAGUAUUGUUGGUUCUGCUCCGGAGCGAAGCAAGAGCAAGGCCCAACUAAAGAAAGAACGGCGGGAGAAGGCUAAGAAGACAAAUGAAACCAAUGACGCGGUUCCAAGUGCUGCCUCUACUCCUGUGGUGGAAGAGGUUGCACCGGUCAUUGCUCGACAAAAGAAACAGAAGAAGCAACGGGUGGAGAAUAGCACCCCCGCUAGUGGUGACGAGAAGGCGAAGCCAGAGACGCAGGAGAUCGGCACGAAGUUACGGGAAGCGAUCGAGAAACAGAACAUGGAAACUACUGUGGAUGGGGCGGACCAAAAGAAGACAUUGGAGAAAGACAAGGCCGCUGUCCUCGCUUCGCAGCAGGCCGAAAAAUCUGCAAGUCAAACCCAGAAAUCAGGCACUCCUCGAACAGCAACACCGAAGCAAGAGUCUGCCGGUAAAGGUGGAGAAGCCAAGGCCACCUACACGAUGCGCGACUUGCACGAUGAAGCUGAGAAGAUGGUCGCAGCCACUGACGGCCUUUCGACCCACGCGGCUAUUCAAAAACUGCUCAACGAGCAUAUUUCCUCGAUGCCCAAGAUCUUCUCUUCGCUCAUUCAAAUGGGGGACCUUUCUAGAGAUCACCCGUGGCUCAAUCCGCCCUCUUUCAACUCGGCCACGUACAAAUUACCGCCGGACUCCCGACGUGGCCAAGAGUACUUGGAUGGCAACGGCUACAGUGCCAAUGAUGCAUUUGGCUAUAUAUACCUGCCACUCAAGGAGAAGCAAGCAUUGAAGGAUGGCAAUGCCGUCAGUGUUGCAGAUGCGGGAGAGCGAAGAGAUGAUCUGCUAAAGAGAUGUCUGGUGACACCUAAUGGAUGGGUCCUGAGGCAUCUCAGCGCUGAGGAGGGUGAAAAGCUCCUCGAGCUCGAGGAAAAACGACAAAUAUAUCUGGAGGAGUUUGGAGACCUGGGCAUCAUGGCCGGUUUGGGCGUGCUUGAAGCCGACGAUUACACCAAUCUUGGCGGUGGGAUGGAGAGGCUUGCCAGACAGGGUGAGCGACACGGCGUAGUUUGGAUCAUGGGUGAAGAUGGCGACAUCGUUGACGACGACGAAUUUGAGCCAUUCGACGACGAAGACGGUGAAAUUGAUGGCGAGAUCGGGGACAGCGACGAAGAGGGCGAAGAGGAGGAAUAUGGCGAGGAAGAAGGCCUGGAUGAUGAGGGCGAGGCAGGGUUUGCAGCCGACGACUCGGUCAACAUGCCAGGCGGCUGGGAUCUCCCACCUCGGAAUCCUCAUCAUGCUACCAGACUUGGUUCUGGUGGGCGAAUUAACUCUCUUCCUGGCUUGGGUCCACAUUCUAGGACGAACGCUCUGCGCUUGCCUUCAAGAGGUCCACCGAUUGGCGUGGAAGAUCCUACGCCACAGGACAAUCGUGUCACCGCUGGUCCAAGCACGGCUCCCCAAAACGCAAGCAAACACCCUCUACCUGCUUCAGCGGCUGCAAAUGCAGCAAACGCAACAACGACCGAAAACGUCAACGUGCGUCUUCUUGACGCCGAUGCUCUGCAGAAACGUGUCCAAGAAACUCAGAAAGCACUCGACACGGCACGCAAGGAGAUGGAGAAGGCUGAGAAGCUUUGGAACAAGAAGGCAAAGGACAUUGGCCGGUGGAGAGAUGGGCUCAUCGGGUCGCUGGGCAGUUCGUCAAGAAGAGCCAAAGGAAAGGCCAAAGCAAAAGAGAAAGGGAAAGGGAAAGCAAAAGCCAUGAUCGACAAGCAGCAGUCGACCCAGGGAAUUGAGAUCGAAUUACCCCAGGCCGAGCCAUUGCCACCGCGCUUUCUUGAUGUUUUCGAGACCGAUUCAGAUGCACCAGCUACGCAACUCUGGAUCGAAGGUCUACUUGUGGACGACGACUUUCAGAUGAAGAGAGACAUCUGCACUACGGUUUCUGAAACGAUUAGGCCAAGCUUGAACGAUCGAGAGAAGCAUAUGGUCCAGAUCCUGAGGGCCUCUGAUACCUUCGACAGACAGGUGAUUCGCAGAAAAAUCUUCACAGUAGAGGAAUGGGAUUGGCGCUAUCGUGACGAUCAAGUUGACGGCAACGGCGCAGGGCCCCGACUGCGUGGACCUGAUCGCCUGGUUCCACACGUUGCUGCAGCGGCCGCGGCCCUGGACGGCAUCGAUCUUGAAGAGAUCAGAAGCGAUAUUGAGCCCAGGAGGAGAAUGCGCGAGUGGCUCCUGCUGACCAGGAGAAUCCGCGAGCCAUGGGAAAACAGGACCAGCCUCCUUGCCUCGCCCGUCCCCACCAGUGUCAAGGUUUGCCUUCCGCCUCCCGAACUCUGGCAUCUCUUUGGAGGAUCUUUGGUGAAUUUUGAGCGCCGGGCCCGGGUGAGGAAGGUGAAUCCCAAGGAAUGGAAGACCCUGUUGUUUCUGAUUGAGCUCAUCCGUCACCGUUGGGAGUUGCAGAACAAGGGCCUCUUGUCCCCCGAAGACUUUCAGACCCCGCAACGGAGGGACGACCUUUGGGAGUGGGCGUUGCAUUGUUACGACGGGUUGUUGAGGAUUUGGCAGUUUCAGAAUGGGAAAAGCCCUACGGGGUAUCUGAAGAAAAGGUCGCGUUGA